Molecule: messenger RNA, 1206 nt
Organism: Acyrthosiphon pisum (pea aphid)
Lineage: Eukaryota; Metazoa; Arthropoda; Insecta; Hemiptera; Aphididae
Product: cathepsin B-like cysteine proteinase 5
Biological process (GO): proteolysis
Molecular function (GO): cysteine-type peptidase activity
Source: RefSeq, marked provisional
AGUAACAACUUACUGUUGUGCAGUUAUCUCUAUAGUCCAUAUAGGUACUUACUGUUGUUCUAUUGAAUAUAUUUUGUACGUUUAAUAAUUAUAACAUCAUGGACAAGAUUCUAAUUUUGAUUUCCAUAAUGCUGCUAAGUUGUUACUCAACGGAACAAGCCAAAUUUCUACAUAAUAGCAUAAUCGACCCAUCGGACAUGGAAACUAACUCAUUGAAAGCCGGAGAAAAUGUUCUUCCCAAUUCAGCGGAAGAAGAACAUCAGAUGUUGUUGGAAACGAGAGAAGUUGAAGCCGCUACUAAAUCAAAAAUUAUGUACAAAACCCGCCAUCCCAGGUCCGCAAUAGACAACCAGAUUCACGAGGAAUUUGACGCAAGAAAAGGCUGGCCACAAUGCAAAACGAUUGGUGAAGUCCACGACGAUGGAAACACCCGGUGGGGUUGGGCAUAUGCCACCGCCGGGGUACUGGCAGACAGAAUGUGCAUCGCGACUAAUGGAAGUUACAAUCAACUUCUAUCCACCGAAGAGUUAAUUUUCUGCGGUGGUAUAAAAACUAAACAGAGCGGUGCCGUUCGCGGUGACGAUGUUUGGGAAUAUUUGAAAAGUCACGGCUUGGUCUCCGGUGGCAAAUACAACACAAAUGAUGGAUGUCAACCUUCCAAAAUUCCACCAAUCGGUAACAUACCAACACAUUUAUACAAUCAUACAUGCGAAGAGCGCUGUUACGGUAACAAUACGAUCCAUUACUACCACGAUCACGUGAAAGUUAGCCACUACUAUAAUAUAAAAUCAAACGAAGAUAUUCAAAAGGAAGUGCAGACGUACGGUCCAGUCUCAGUAAAAUUCAGGGUUUACGACGACUUUUUUCUCUACAAAAGUGGUGUUUACGUAAAAACUGAAAAAUCGUUAUAUGUGAGAAGGCAUUUUGCCAAAUUAAUUGGAUGGGGAGUCGAAAAUGGUGUAGACUAUUGGUUGUUGGUCAACUCUUGGGGAAAUGAAUGGGGACAGAACGGACUAUUCAAAAUCAAAAGGGGCACAAACGAAGUCCAUGUCGAAGAUUAUGUUUAUGCAGGUGAACCUGAAAUAAAAUAAUAUUAUGAUUUUAUAAAAUAAAAAUAUUUGUCGUUUUACACGAAAUUGAAACAAUAUUCAAUUAAAUACAUACAAAUUAUUCGACUAUGUUUUUAAUAAAUAAUCUUUUAUUUGA